ACAGACCGACAGCUUUGACUUCAGCCUUUAGCAGCCAUUAGACUCAUUAUUUCUCUUCAUUCCUCCAAAUAUUUACACAUCUAUCUAUUCUAAAGGUGUCCGAGGGUGAUGCGGAGUGUGUGUGUGAGCCGUGGCUUGGCGACCCGACCCGAGCGCUGGUGACGGGGGUCAUGGGACUGCUGCUGUUGCUGCCCCCUGUCCGUCUCUCAGUCUGCCCCGCUGCUUCUGGAGGCCCCAGGGUCCUACGCUCCCUAAGGUUCCUGCCCAGUCCUGAAAACAGCACAGCUGGUGGUGAUUUUCAGUCUUGUGUCUGAGGAUAAUGUCUGAAUCUUCUCUGGACACCAGAAGUAGUGACGUUAUGAAGGUUCUGGAGAGUGACGGGCCACACAUGGCCGAACCGCCCGCAACCCUCAGUGACUCCCAACAACUUGCGCCCCAGAACAACGGCACACACAACCAGGAAUGUGUGACAGACCAAAGCUCCUCCCAUCAAUCUCAGCCACAGCUUGGCCAAUCAACACAGAGUAUUAAACGGUCCAAGUCCAACGGCAAGUUAAAGUUAGUCCGCAGCUUGGCGGUGUGUGAGGAACCGUCUCCGCCUACGCUUCGAGAACUGACGCACGAACAGGAAAAGCUUCACAUCGAGCUCAGUCAGGCUUUCCACAAAGAAGAGGUCCAUCAAAAUGAGGACAGCCAGAAGAGCUGCGACAAACCCGAGAAAACAGAGCGGCUGUCCAAGAAGACUCUCUCUAGAGAUCCCAGUCAGGAAUACACAGACUCCACAGGAAUAGACCUCCAUGAGUUUCUGGUCAACACGCUCAAGAACAACCCCCGGGACAGAAUGAUGCUGCUGAAACUCGAGCAAGAUAUUCUGGACUUCAUUAGCAACAUUGAAAGUCAGAAGAGAAAGUUCCCCCCGAUGACAUCAUACCACAGGAUGCUGCUUCACAGGGUGGCGGCGUAUUUUGGUCUGGACCACAACGUUGAUCAAACCGGCAAAUCCGUGAUCAUCAACAAAACCAGCAAUACUAGAAUACCAGAUCAGAAGUUUUCCGAACACAUUAAAGACGAUAAAACGGAUGAUUUUCAAAAGCGGUACAUCUUAAAGAGAGACAACUCCAGUCUGGACCAGGAUGAUGGCAGGAUGCGUAUGCGUCUUAAGGAUGACAGACGGAGUAAAUCAAUAGAGGAGCGAGAGGAAGAGUAUCAGCGUGCCAGAGACAGGAUCUUCGCACAAGACGUACAAGACCAUUUCUCGUUUGACAAAAGAAUCCAAGAAGACAUGACCUUCAUCAACACUCAGCAAAGACGGCAAAUAUUCAGAUUGAGAGACGGGCGCUCUGGAAACAGUCGUCAGAGCAGCUCAGAGAACGAGCAGAAGUAUUCGGACCCUCGGCCCUGGAGCAGCACAGAUUCAGACAGCUCUCACAGAAACCUGAAGCCCGCCAUGACCAAAGCCAACAGCUUCAGUGGCAUCAGUCUGCUGAUCCGAGGAGAUAGUACAGCCAGCAGCAAGAGCACGGGCAAACUGUCCAAAACCAGUUCAGACUCUUCUAGUAGCGUAGGCUCCUCUUCCGGGUCUCUCUCUCGGCCUGCUCAGCUGUCGUUACCGGGCCCCGUUCGGCCCUUCACCAUGGCCCCCGCGGCCCCUCAUCCCUCCGCACCCAUAGGGGGCAGCGCAGCCUCUCAGAGCAACACUUCUAAUGCUAACAUUAACACUAACGCUAGCUUCUACAUCGUUCCUCUGGACGCCAGCGCCAUCCCGCCGGGCAGCGUCCUGCUCAAUCCACAGACAGGUCAGCCAUUCGUCAACCCCGAUGGAAGUCCUGUGGUUUAUAACCCUGCGAUGACAUCCCAGCAGGGGCGGGGCCAGCAGCACAUGACUUUACAUCCUGCCCCGCCCCCUCCUCCGCCUCCUCCUCUUCCCCCUCCACCUCAGGCGGCCAAUCACCUUCUAGCACAGUCGUCUGCUCCGUCUGUUCAGUUUGCUGCGGCGGCUGCAGUCUCUUGUCCUCCUCUCCUGCCUCCUCCUGCUCCUCCUGCUGCUUUCACUCAGCAAUACACUGUGCAACAGGACGGUUUGAGUGCUCAGUUCAGUCAUAUGAAUCUGGUCCGCCAAGCUUCAGGAGAAGCUCCCGAUCCACACUCUGGCCUUUACCCACACUCCCUUCUCCUGCAGAACAAUCAAGCCCCGCCUCCUGCCCCGCCUCCUCCUCCACCUCCACCAACCGGAUACAUGAUUCCAUCCACCGGACAGACCAUAAGCCCCGCCUACCAGCAUCACACAGCUGUCAAUCAAACCGUCCUGCAGCCACACGCGUACAUGCAGACGCCCCUGCAGCAGGUGUCGGCAUGUUACUGUGCUCCGGGUCAGUUCUCUCACUCGACUCAACACUACAGAACAGUGCCACCAGUUCACUACAGCGCCACCCAGGGCCAAACACUGGCACCACAGCAGACGGGUUUUCAGACAGUCAUGCCUCCCCAAGCCCCCAGUUACCAGAGCAUGAUGGGAGUUCAGCAGAACCAGAACCAAUCGCUGGUCAGCUCUCAAGGUGGACUUACCAAUCAGAUUCAGAGCGUCAUGGUGCAGUAUCCCACAAUGCAUCCGUACCAGGUUUCUGUUCAGCAAGGUUCCCAGAGUGUUCCUCAGGCAGCCUAUCAGCAACAGAUCAUGCUGCAGGGACAGACCAAUCAGACGCCGACGCCCUCUGCCAGCAUGCAGGUGUAUUACAGCAUGAUGCCGCCGACGCAGCACUCGAACAUCAGCUCAGCCGUCGGUUUCCUCCCUCAUCCGGGUUCAGAGCAGAUGUCGUUUCCCCGAGCUCCCUCCCCCUGCGGCUCUCAGCCAAUCACAGCACAGCAGUGCACAGCUGUGCCUCCGCCGCCCCCUGCUGGUGGAGUAGUGAUGAUGCAGUUGAGUGUUCCUCCUGGCCAGCAGCCCAGAGCCCCUACACCACCUCACUGGAAACCCACCCGCUACUACAAACCCAGCGAUAUUCCUCCCCAGGACGCCACACAGAAUAAUCCGCAGCUGCUAAGCCCCUCCCCAUCUCCAGCGCAGUCACCUGCUCCUGCUCAUCUAGCCAAUCUAAAGGGUCCUCGUCCAGGCCACGCCCCCUUCUCCAUCAUGCCCCAGUUUUCCCGCCCUUAUGCUCCAGCUCCAGGUCAAGGUGACGGCAGGUAUCCUCCUCUGAUCGGGCAGCCGCUUCAGUAUAACCCUCCCAUCAGACCCCCACUAAUGCACGGCUCUCAUGUGGUCAACCACCACCAUCAUCACCAUCUUCAUCACCACCAGGGGCCUGUGGGUGUUCGGCACGGCGGCCACCCUCGAAGACCCGCAAAGAAAUCACUGUCUACUGACAUGAGCCAAGGAGAGAUGGACACAGGCCGUGUUUUGGAGGUGACUGAUCUUCCGGCUGGCAUCAGUAGAGUGGAAGCCGAAACUUUAUUGGCAGAGCUAAGCAAAGUCGGCGCCGUCAUCACAUGGUUGCCCGAACCUCCGUCCCCAAAUCAAUCAGAGGGAGCGGACGUUACGAACACUGAGCCUCCCAAACCGCCCCCUCAUGACCUGGCGUCCAAAUACACCAUCCUGGCCUUGUUCCCCUCGAAAUGCGCAGCACAGAACACGCUCCACAAACUCAACAGCUCCAUCACCAAAUUCAGACUGAGAACUAGCAAGGCACAAAAUGAACAGCACACGCUCGCCAGAUCCAGCUCUCAGUGAGGCCACUCCCCCUGCCCGCUCUCCACCAAUCAGUACCAUCGUCUCACGCUCCCUUCCUGCCAUUUCAGUUACACCGUUUUUCUUUUUCUGUUUGUUCGUUUUUCGCACCACUACGGCUUGAUCGAAACGGGUUUGUUACUUUCGAAUGGGUUUUUCACUCUAGUUUGUUAAAAAAAAUGGAAAAAACACAGCAAAAAUGUCUAAUUUGUUCUUUCGCGGUUUCAGAUAAAUUUAAUCGAGCUUGUUUAAACGAAACCAAAAAGCUUAUUUUUAAAUAGAUCAGGAUUGCAAGACUGAAACCGAAGCAUGUUGUUUUGGGGUUUUUUUGUUUUGUUUUGUUUUUAUUGCAUCACUUCAUAUUGUUUGGAUGAGAAAAACAACCUUGCAUUUCGUUCAAAACGAAAGGAAACCAAACUGACCCAUGAACAUGAAGACAGGACAAGGGAACACUUCGACCUGUGCCUUCGCACUGUUUACGCCAAACAACGACGGAGCCAGAAAAACGUCGUCCAAAAAUUCGUAAUUUAUACUGUUUGCAGCAUCCAAAAAAGCAAGUCAUUUAUUCUGGGCUGUCCAGUUUGUCAGACUGAGUGCUUUUUCUAAGUUUUAACUUAAUUUAAACAUUGUCAGAAACGGCGCCACGGCCAAAAACGAAGGUUUUAUCGCUCUCUUUCUCUCUGUGUUAUGACGGACAGCAGUCUAUUUCUGGGUUUUUACAAUAUUCUUAUCUCAUUCAGAGUCACUGGAAUAAAAGUUUGCACUCUUUCUCAUGUCUUUCCCCCAUUUUCUUUCUCUCUCUUGCUUUUUUUCUCCCCACUUUAUUUUAUUUUUGUUGCGAGAUGUGUGGACUAUGAAAGGCUGUACAAUGUUUGCUGGUGCAAGUUGUUUUUAUCUCAGUUUGAAACCAAUAAAUGUUUACACAUAACGGUU
Molecule: messenger RNA, 4657 nt
Organism: Danio aesculapii
Lineage: Eukaryota; Metazoa; Chordata; Actinopteri; Cypriniformes; Danionidae
Product: R3H domain-containing protein 1
Molecular function (GO): nucleic acid binding
Source: RefSeq, a predicted model, not a curated record